UGGUGAAAGUUCAGGGCCGGCAGUGAACUUGGGCAGAGUUCGAAUUUCACCUUUUAGAGCAACUAACACACCAAAUGAGCUUGAAUGAAAUGGAUCAGCACUUCUCUGACCGAAGGCCUCGUUCACCGGCGAUGGAGAUGGAGCCCGAGAAGGUCGGUGUGCGGAAGGGGCCGAGCGCAGACUCCUCCUACCGCUGCGCGGCGUGCCACGGGGAUGAGGACACGGUGCUGGGCCGCCCCGUCCGCGGCCGGGCCAAGUCCCGCAGCCUGUCUGCCGCGCCUGCCCUGGCGGGCACGAAGGAGUUCAGGAGGACGCGCUCUCUGCAUGGGCCGUGCCCAGUGACCACCUUCGGGCCGAAGGCCCGUGUGCUGCAGAACCCCCAGACUGUCAUGCACAUCCAGGAUCCCGCCAGCCAGCGGCUGACGUGGAGCAAGUCCCCGAAGAGUGUGCUCGUCGUCAGGAAGAUCCGGGACGCCAGCCUGCUGCGGCCCUUCAAGCAGCUCUGUGCGUACCUGAUGGAGGAGAAGGACAUGGUUGUGUAUGUGGAGAAGAAGGUUCUAGAAGACCCCGCCAUCGUGGGCGACGACAGCUUCGGACCAGUGAAGAAGAAGUUCUGCACCUUCAGAGAAGACUAUGACGACAUCUCCAACCAGAUCGACUUCAUCAUCUGCCUGGGUGGGGACGGGACCCUGCUGUACGCCUCCUCGCUUUUCCAGGGCAGCGUGCCUCCAGUCAUGGCAUUCCACCUGGGCUCCCUGGGCUUCCUGACCCCCUUCAACUUUGAGAACUUUCAGACCCAAGUCACACAGGUGAUCCAGGGGAAUGCAGCUGUUGUUCUCCGGAGCCGGCUGAAGGUCAAGGUUGUGAAGGAGCUCAGAGGGAAGAAGACUGCCACCCCCAACGGGGUCAGUGAGAACGGGGUGCUGGCUUCAGACCGAGACGCAGAGGCCGGAAAGCAGGUCCUGCAGUACCAGGUCUUGAACGAGGUGGUGAUCGACAGAGGCCCCUCCUCCUACCUGUCCAACGUGGACGUCUACCUGGACGGGCACCUUAUAACCACGGUGCAGGGCGAUGAUCAUGCUGUCACCGGAAGCAAGAAACACCGCCUGGGUGUCCCUGGAUGGACGAAAGAGGCAGGAGAUCCGCCACGGAGACAGCAUCAGCAUCACUACCUCGUGCUACCCGCUCCCCUCCAUCUGCGUCCGAGACCCCGUGAGCGACUGGUUCGAGAGCCUGGCCCAGUGUCUGCACUGGAACGUCCGCAAGCGGCAGGCGCACUUCGCAGACGAGGAGGCCGAGGAGGAGGAGGAGGACUAGCUGGUGCCCGUUGCACACCUGUCGUCCCCGGUCACACACCCACGUGGGCGUCAGCUGUCACGUCACUUAUGUCUGUAGUCAGAGAAGCAGCCCAGAAUCUGCCUUUUGUCGACCAGAUCAGCUGUUUUUAAUAUUUUAAAUCUGACCUCUUUUUGCAUUUCUAAAUAAGCCAAGUAAGCGACAAGCAGAGCUUGGAAAGCCACGCCGCUCACCCGUGUGUCCGCCGGAACCUGUCGCUGGGGACCCCAAGCCUUCGUAGCUCCUGCUGGGGGAGCUCCGUGCAUCAGCCUGCUGCGUGGAGAGGGCUCGGGGCGGGUCCGUCCUUUGGUGCAGAAGUGCCUGUCUCACGGCCAGAGGGCUUCCUCCAGCCACACGCUUUCCCCAGCCCUGCACCUGCCCCUCCGUCCUUUCUGGGGGACGGCAGCUGAAGAGCUGCUGGGAAGCGAGUGCAGGGUGGCAGGCAGACAGGUCCCCUCCCUCCCAUGCGGUCCCCGGGCCCUUUUACCCCCUGCUUUGGCAUCACAGGGCAGCAGAGCGUCACACCGUGGCCCGUGAGCCUGGUGUUGGCUGGGUGAGAGGUCAGCCCACACACAUUCCUCAUGCGUCGGAGCCGCACCCCCACAGGCUGGAAGGCAUUUCCAACCCUGUGUGAACUUUCUGGACUCUCAGACUCUGUGACCUGCUGUGUCCGCAUUCUGUCCUGCACACUCGGAACGUGAUUUCAGAGAGAAGGCCCAAUACCGGCCUGAAGCCGAGCCACAUUCUGUGUUUGUUCUGUGUGAGGGGCAUGGGACCAUCUGUCCAGUCCGGCAUGGCCACUGUGGGGGGGUCUCAGUUGGGAAGCCAUGUGGCUUCUCAGUUGUUACAAGCCAGCUGGUGUGGAGAUGGGGGUGGUGGUGUUCACACGGGUCUUUGGGCUACAGGGACAGCCGGUCAUUCUAGCCACUGCUCCUCCUGGCCUGGUGCCUGAACAAGUGCGAGCACAUGCAUGUGAGUUUGUCAUGUGGGGCUGGAGCUGGUGUGGAGCUGGGUUGGAGACCAGGCUGGGCUUGCACGUGGCCUUGGCCCCUCACCCAGCAGCCACCCAAAGCCCAGGCCUGUUCCGGUUCACUGAUGUCGCCCUGAGCAGUGAGCUCACCUGCCAGACUGGGGCAAAGGGAAGGGCUGGGUGCCCUCCCUGGGCCUCACGUCGGCAGUGACGUGUGGGGCUGUGCCAUGCCCACUCGGGGGACACGUGCCCUGAUCUUGUGCGUGUAUGAAGGCGCCCAGGGCCAUGCAUUCGGUCACCCUUGGCUGGGUCGCCGAGGCACUGGCCCUGAAGCCAGAGCACCAUCUCCAUCGUCCGCAAGUGAUGAAGUGCCGUCCCCUCCCUUGUCCCUGUUGAGGCACCUCAGCGUUUGGAGCGCGGCGGUGCCUGGCGCUAGACCUGGAGGUGUGCUCUUACUGUCCCCCAUGCACCCAGCCCCUGGCUUCAGGGGCAGAAGUGUGGCAUUUGGACACGAUCACUUGUUUAGACAGAAAGGCAAGUGUGAGCCCAGGCCUGAAGCAGCGGGGCGGGGGGGUGAUC
Artibeus jamaicensis (Jamaican fruit-eating bat) is the source of this 2884-nucleotide messenger RNA. RefSeq names its product NAD kinase (gene NADK). NCBI's taxonomy places the organism in Eukaryota, Metazoa, Chordata, Mammalia, Chiroptera, Phyllostomidae. The coding region runs from base 75 to 1448 and encodes 457 amino acids. The transcript is spliced from 11 exons. Gene Ontology annotation, molecular function: NAD+ kinase activity. Gene Ontology annotation, biological process: NAD+ metabolic process; NADP+ biosynthetic process. The record is from RefSeq and is a predicted model, not a curated record.